Molecule: messenger RNA, 1509 nt
Organism: Paramormyrops kingsleyae
Lineage: Eukaryota; Metazoa; Chordata; Actinopteri; Osteoglossiformes; Mormyridae
Biological process (GO): regulation of gene expression
Cellular component (GO): nucleus
Source: RefSeq, a predicted model, not a curated record
CACCCUCUGCCUCACUUCCGAAAAUAACCGAGGCGCGCUCAGCUACUAGUGGCCAGAUAGUAGAAGUCAUAUAACAGUUAAUAUAAGCAGAAAAUAAUCGGCAUAUAGUUAGAAAAAAAGUAAUUGGCAAUUUUAUGAUAAAAAUGUUGAACUGCCUUUCUUUUCAGGCACAGCUCUCCUCGAUCAUGGGGGUGUUAUCCAAAGCGGCCGUGGCAGAGAUUAUCAAACUUGUGGAUGAGGGAUCCGCUGUGCUGCGGUUAGAGAUGCGCCAGAGUCAGACGGAGAAUGAGGAGCUGAGGAGGAAACUGCGCCUCAUGGAGACGGAGCUGAAGAUCGCCCAGCAGCGGGUGAUGGGCAGGACCAACGGCUGCUCCCUCGGCCGGUGCUCCGUCGGAGUGCAAACCGGCGACGAAACCGGAGCAUUGGAAAAGGGGAAGGAGCGCUGUCCCACCAUAGAGGGUGUCUUUGGGAAGGAGUGGUGCUUCAGCCUGUGGAGCGAUGGAGAGCCGUCAGCUGCAGAAGAUGAGGACGCUUUGCAAGCUGGUUACACGAAGAGCAAGUUUGCAGGAAUGGCAGACAAGCCUGUGAUUCCUGAAGUCGCGGAUGCUUCCGUGGAAAAAAAACAUUGGGUUACUGAAUCCAAGGGAGGCCCGAGCAUCACACAAGAGAGACAGGAUGAGUUUGGUGACAGUUCUGCAGAGGUGUCUCAUACCGAGGACGGCAUCAGUGAGGAGCUGUGUGAUGCGGGGACCUUGCUUCUGGAUCCUCCCGAGCACGAGGUCCUUGAGCCCGUCGCUGCAGUCGGUCGCGGCGAGCAGGACAUGGAGACUGUGGCCUCAGGCAUCGGCGAGGAACCCGACCUGGAUGCCGAUGUCUCCGGCGGACAUUUCCUUGGCUAUGGGAGCUUCGGCACGAACGUGAGCAUUGCCAAACCCGGCAACUCUGCCAUCGAGGGGAGGUAUUUCAUCUGCUCAAUCUGCGGGAAGAGCUUCGCCUAUCUCAGCUACCUGAAGAUACACCAGCGCCGCCACUCGGGGGAGAAGCCGUUCAGCUGCACGGUGUGCGGCAAGAGCUUUGCCCAGAAGGCGUACCUGACGCUGCAUCAGCGCACGCACACCGGCGAGAAGCCCUACAGCUGCGCAGAGUGCGGGAAGAGCUUCUCGCAGAAGAGCUCGCUGAACUCGCAUCUGCGCAGCCACACCGGCGAGAAGCCCUACAGCUGCGCAGAGUGCGGGAAGAGCUACGCAUACAAACAUGGCCUGAACGUGCACCAGUGUGUGGAUAGCAGCUGGAAACAUGUGGACUUGGUGUAAAUAACCGAAUAAAAUAUCAACGUAUUAAACAAUGUACCCCAACACUUUUGUAUGAGAAAAUAAUAUGUUAAUCUUGUAAAUACCUGUUUUGUACAACAAAUCAAAUACUGUUAAUCUUGUGAAUAUCUCAGUUUAAGUGUAAAGGUUUAUUACUGUAUGUGUGAUGUACUUUGUUAAUUACAGAGCGUGCAUUUGA